Fraxinus pennsylvanica is the source of this 1503-nucleotide messenger RNA. Lineage: Eukaryota; Viridiplantae; Streptophyta; Magnoliopsida; Lamiales; Oleaceae. The record is from the annotation of a GenBank genome assembly.
AUGGAAAAGAGUGCUGAAAUCCCUCAAAUUUGCACAAAAUCACAAGAAUCAAGCGAUAACACUACCGAGGGCGGGGAUGAGUGGUUGAUUUCUAUAGAGAACUAUGUUGAAGACGCAACAGAGAAACCUCAAAUAGAAAAGGUUCCAUCACUGAUGCGAAUGAUUGAAUCAAAAAAAGGUUGUUAUGAUCCUCUGGUAGUUUCGAUAGGCCCUUAUCAUCAUGGAAAGCCAGAGCUCAAAGCAUUCGAGAAGCUAAAAAUUCCAAUAGCGCUGAAAUUUUGGCAUGCCUGUGAAAAGAAAGUACCCAUCAAACAGAUAUAUGAAGCGGUGGCAAGGGAGGGUAAAAGUGCCCUCGAAUGCUAUGCCUAUGAGAAAGGCUCGACUGGUUUUGAUGACUAUAAAUUGUUCAACAGAAUGAUGUUUCUUGAUGCUUGCUUUGUGCUUCAUUUUUUGUCCACUUUCUUAGAAGAUAAGGAGCAAAACGAAGUAGAUCAACGACUGGUUACUGACUUAAACGGUGAGGAACAAAACGAAGUUACUGAACGAGUGGUUAAGAGUUUGUACUCCGUGUUGAGGGACUUGCUCUUGCUAGAGAAUCAAAUUCCUUUUCUAGUACUAAAAGUUCUGUUGGAAUUCAGGUUUGAAAGAGAAACAGACCAGACAUCAUGUAUUCAGAAGUUCCUCGAUCGGUACAUCUUAAUGCCAGCUCAGGAAAAUUCAUGCACUAAUGAUGUCAAGAAAUUUCUUGCACAAAUGAAGGAAUGCUGCACUAAAAGUGGUCAAGAAAUGACUAAAUGGAAAUUAGAUUUGGAUUCAAGCCCUCCUCACCUUCUACAUCUAGUGCGGGAACAACUCAUCAGUCCAUUUAUGCAUGAAAGUCAAAACAAGAACACAUUUGUCAAACGGCAAUCGUAUCGUUCACUAACUGAGCUCAAAUCAAGAGGAAUUCAUUUCAAACCAAGCCAAACUGGAAAUCUUACUGAUGUAGAAUUCAAAUCUCGCCUUAUUUAUGGUACUCUUACACUUCCUUCAAUCGUUAUUGAUGAUAGAACAAAAUCUUUGUUUUUAAACUUGGUGGCUUAUGAAAAGUGUCCCCAUGGCCCUUCCGAUUUGCGCAUUACGUCAUACAUUUGUCUAAUGGAUUCACUCAUUGAUCAUCCUGAUGAUGUUAAAGAGCUCAGGAAGAAAACAAUUCUUGUCAACUAUUUAGGCAGUGAUGAACAAUUGGCAAAACUCUUCGUGGAGAUAUCUCAGGAUUUGAUACCUCAUCCUCAUGCAUAUGCACACGUUAUGUAUCAGAUUCAAAAUCAUUGCCAGAAAAAAUUACCNNAAAAUCAUUGCCAGAAAAAAUUACCAGCCUGGGUACAAUCGUGGAUGGUUGAAGAAUGGAUGCAUAAAUAUUUUAGCAGUCCUUGGGCUUUCUUGGCCGUUCUAGGUGCAAUUAUCGCCCUUUUCCUUACAGCGGUACAGACAUAUUUUACUGUUUUUCCGCGCAAAACCUAA